AUGAACAACAGCAAUCACCCUAUAGACGACAACAUCCACGAAACCGCGUCGUCCACCUCUACCCACGCAGAAUCAAAGCACGCAACCACUACCGCCACAGAUGCCACCACCACCACAGCCUCCGUUGGCCCCACAGCACCCCUGUCAGUUUUCUUCCUACCCCAAGACCUAAUCGCCUCCCUGGUGCCCCAAGCCCCCUCAGACACACUCGGUCACCUCCCCCCUCUUCCACUCGAACCCACACGCGACACUGGUAACACCGAUACCGACGGCGCCACGGCUCAGAGGUCUGCCACCUCGCUGGACUCUGCAGUGCCCUCAUGCCGUAUCUGUGGAAUCGCCAACCUCGAAUCGGUCGAGAAGCAGCGUGAGCACGUCCGACUCGACUGGCACCGUUAUAACCUCAAGCAACAGUUACUCGACAAGUCUGCCCGGCCCAUUACUGAACACCAGUUCGAAAACAUGAUCCAGGAUCUGUCGAGCAUAUCUGGGUCUGACACCGAUGACAGUGAUGACGAUAACCAGCAGAGAACUACGGGAACUGCGGCUGCUACAGUAGGCUCUAAUAAUUCGACCGCAGUCAACUCUAUUCGUGCAGGAGGAGACGACCAGGAGAUUCUGAUCCAGUCGCUGAUGAAGAAGUUGGAGUUGACGGUUAAGCAGAACCAGAAUGCUCGGAACCAGGAUCCGGUCUUGGUGCUUCAACAGCAGGCUUUGGAGCGGCAACUUCAGGAGGCGAGGUCUUCGCCCUUUAUCUGGUUUACGAGCACAUUGUACGAUGAGACCGUCCGGUUGGGCAUCUACAAGAAUGCGUUGCCAAAUCGUGGGGUGUGUGAGGAUGUGGUCGAGUACCUCAAGACGGUCCAGUUUGCAGUCGCGCCUGUGGUCAAGAAGCAGAAGAACAACAAGCUUAGGAGGGAGGCCAAGAGAGCUGCUGCUGCUGCCGCUGCUGCUGCUGGAGGAGAGGCUGGUGCAGGACAGGAACAGGAGCCGCAGCAGGCGAUUGCUAAGCAGGAUUUCACUCCCUCUUCAGCCGCCGCCCCCGCCUCCACACCAGUGACUCAGCCUGACGCAGAAGAUGACGAUGACGAUGAUGAAGAGGAAGAGCAGGACCAGGACUGGGUCCAGUAUCAGCUGCAGGCAAAGCAGCUGCAACAACCCGCAGCCUCGAUCCAGCCUCCCAAGCAGGCCAGAUACUGGACCCUGAUUCUGAUCGGUGGUGGUCAUUUCGCCGGUGUUGUGAUGGACCUUGCAGGACAGGCGUCCUCUCAUGGCCGUGAUAUGAAGGUUGUCGCCCACAAGACCUUUCACCGUUACACUGUCCGCAAGAAGCAGGGAGGCUCACAGGCGGCACAUGGAGUCGCGAACUCUGCAGGAGCCCGAAUCCGCAUGUACAACGAAGAGGCCCUCAAACUCGAGGUCCGAGAGCUCCUCGAGGGCUGGUCCCAUUGGAUCAAGCAGUCCGAGUGCGUCUUUGUCCAUUCACCCGGCAACAACAGGAAGGUGCUCUACUAUGAGAACUCUGUUCUUUCAGCGGCCGAGAAGCAGGGCCGUUUGCGGUCGAUUCCAUUUAUGACCCGGAGACCUACUUUGACAGAGUUGAAGAGAGCGUUUGUGGAGUUGACAACUGUUAAGCUGUCGGUGUUGACCAAGGGGGCGCUGGAGCGACAGGCGCAGGCGGAGCAAGAUGCUCUUGAGAAAGCCCUGGCGGCUUCUGCUUCUGCUUCUGCAUCCGCAUCGCCGAAGAAUCAUCAGAAGGCUGCAGUUAUCCCUGAGGCACCGGCGGAGCUGUUGAAGUUGAUCGAGUUGGUCAAGAAAGGUCGUGCUGAGGCCAUGUCGACCCAUCUGUUGAAGCAUGGUAUCGACCCCUCCCAGCUGUUGCCUCUUAGCACCAGUACCGAGUACGAUAUCCGACGCACGCCGACGAUCCUCCAUCUGGCGGCGCAUCAUGGUCAGGCGCAUUGUGUCAAGCUAUUGUUGGAGAAGCAUAACGCGGAUCCUACCACCACUACGCUCUCCGCGGCCAAGGCUGCUGCUGCUGCUGUAGACGGGAAUGGCGAAGAGGAGGAGGAGGAGGAGGAGGAGGAGGAGGAGGAAGCCGGAGCAUUGACGGGUUCGUCGUUUACGGCGUACGAUAUCGCAAAGGACAAGGAGACCAGGAACGCUUUCCGUCGUGCCAUGGCACUGUCGCCCGAGAGCUGGGAUUGGGUCGGACUCGCCCAUGUCCCCUCGGCUCUCACCCCCGAGAUGGAAGCCGAGCAGGAACGCAAAGCUAAGGAGAAGACCCGGAAACUCCUCGACGCCGAGCGUGAACGUAAAAAGACCAGCAGUCGUCCCGGCACACCCGUCAACCGUUCCGUUGCCACCGCCCCAACGUCCACUCCUACAUCAACGUCGUCUUCCUUGCUCGGCAAGAACCUGGCCACGGCCACAUCUGCAAACUCGCAUUUGUCGCCCGAGAUGCGGAUGCGUCUUGAACGCGAGCGACGCGCGAAUGCAGCCGAGGCCCGCAUGACGGCCAUGAAGCAGCAAGAGACUAUCCGACGCGCGGUCCAGGAGGGCAAGAAUGUUUGCGUUGCCUGUGGGAAGUCAUUGGAUGGUUUGACGCCGUUUGAUAAGUUUGGACGCAAGUUCUGUACCACCGACUGUGUCGCCAAGGGACCCGCUUGA
Linnemannia hyalina is the source of this 2670-nucleotide messenger RNA. NCBI's taxonomy places the organism in Eukaryota, Fungi, Mortierellomycota, Mortierellomycetes, Mortierellales, Mortierellaceae. The record is from the annotation of a GenBank genome assembly.